GUCGUAUAAAAUUAACAAAACGCAACAGCCUGCCGAGUUUUACACCGUCCUCCACGUCUAUCAGCUACAUACCUAGGCUCGAAGUUACACUGAAAUACGAGAGAUAAGACUCAAAAUGGCAGAUGUUCAAUGCUGUGGAAAAUGCACCGGCGCGAAGGCCACAUGCGACGAGGGCUGCAAGUGCCCAAAGUGUCAGUGCUGUGAAUGCAAGGACAAGGAAUGCUGUACUACUGAGGGAGAGGCCUGCAAGGAGUCUUGCCCUUCAUGUACCACUGCUAAUUGCUGCUGUAAACCAGAGUGUGCCAAUUGCGCUGGAAAGGACUGCUGUAAGGAUGGAAAGCCUUGCACGGAGAACUGUCCACAAUGCGUGAAGACCGAAGGUUCUCCUUCUGAGUAACGGUGCGGCAGUUCCUGGAAAGCUCCGGUAGCCUAUUUAUUAAAAAAUGAAAAAAAAAAAACAAAAAAAAAAAACAGAGAUGUACAAAAGUCAUAACUGUCUCAAAGCCAACAUGAACACAUGAAGGUCUUCAGCCACAUAAAAGUUGGGGCAAACUGACCAGAUAAUACGAAACCGCAUAAUUUGUCAAAAUCAUGUUUUAGGCUAUAUACCACAUUGUAUGGACAUCUGUAUACGUUGUUGUUUGCUUUUGAAAAUAAAAUCUUUAAUUUAGCCGUAGAGUAUAGUUUCAAUAAAGAUGAUAUAACGAA
Lingula anatina is the source of this 708-nucleotide messenger RNA. RefSeq lists its product as uncharacterized. The record is from RefSeq and is a predicted model, not a curated record. Lineage: Eukaryota; Metazoa; Brachiopoda; Lingulata; Lingulida; Lingulidae.